Messenger RNA from Epinephelus lanceolatus (giant grouper), 2202 nucleotides. RefSeq names its product collectrin, amino acid transport regulator (gene cltrn). The record is from RefSeq and is a predicted model, not a curated record. Gene Ontology annotation, cellular component: extracellular exosome; plasma membrane. Lineage: Eukaryota; Metazoa; Chordata; Actinopteri; Perciformes; Serranidae. Gene Ontology annotation, biological process: positive regulation of amino acid transport.
AUUGUUUGCAUGUCACACAGGGAGGACUGGUUAGCUGAGGUGUGUCCUGGUUUAACCAUUAACCUCAGACUUAAUCCAGUGAGGGUCCUCUGUUGACCUCCUCGAAUCACUAACUUCUGGGAGUUUCACUUGAGCCUCCGUAACACUUUACUUUUUUGCCUUUUUUGGAUUUUGCGUUUUGUUCUUUGGGGAAAUGUUGGAAAAAAUCUUAGUCCUGCUCUGUUUGUCCUCUGCUUUGGCACAGGAGCUCUGUGAACCAGAUAAUUCAUUUGCCACUCAAGUGCGACUCAGCAUCAAAACCGCUCUGGGAGAUAAAGCUUACGACUGGAACGACAAUGAAAUGUACUUUUUCCGAGCGACUCUGGCUUUUGCCAUGAGGAAUCAUUUCAGCGGCCAGGAAUUUAAUGUGUCGAACAUCCUUGUAUGUAAGGAGACCGUCAGAGUGUCCUUCUGGUUCGUGGUGACGUCACCGUUGAACCCUUCAAACCUUGUUCCUAAAGGAGACGUGGACAAGGCCAUAAGAAAGUCCAGGAACCGCAUCAACAGCGCAUUUCUUCUAACUGAUAAAACUCUGGAGUUCAUCAACAUCCCUCCCACAAUGGCAGCACCAGUCAACCCUGACACUCCUCCAUGGCUCAUUGUGUUUGGGGUGGUCAUGGGCGCUGUGGGUGCUGGGAUCGUCGUUCUGCUUGUGUCGUCUCUGGUCCAAAAGAAACGCAAGAAGAACAAGAAAAAUGACGAUGAGGACGACGAAGAAGACACACGAGCGAAAACGGUGGAAAAUGGCGCUGUGAGCGAGGGUGUUAACAACAUGUCUUUCUCAGAUGACGAGCGAUUCACACAGAUGUGAAACUAUGGAAACUCUUCUACGUCAGCAAAGUUAUGAAGUUGCUCCAGGUGGACUUCUGUUGCACCGUGAUCUUCAAUCUGCAGAAUCAUUUUAAAACUGUAAUUCAUCAGAAAUGUUUGAUUUAAAGGAGCAGUGUGUCAAAUUUAGUGGCUUCUAGUGGUGAGGACUGCAGACUGCAACCAGCUGAAACAUCCCCCUUGUACCAGGCGUCAACUCCUGGUUAGAAUUCCUUUGGUGUUCAUUGCUCAGGAGGUUUUUACUGGGAGCCGAACUAUCCGCAGAGGUCUCUUCUUCUCAAAAAACAAACGGUCCAGGUGAUUAAAACCAGUAAAAACACAGAAUAAAGCAGUUUCACUUUACAUAUCAGUGUUUCUGCGGCGCUGUUUGGCUCGUCACAGACGGGCCCGUAGAGCAGCACCUGCUAAUGUGUGCUCAUCUAAUUUCUCUGAUGAAUUAAGAUCCAGGGACCUGUUGCACAAAACACCUUCAGUUAAGAUUUUCCUUCAAGUCAGAGUUAAGUUUCCUCAAAAUGAAAUCUGUUGCACAAAACACCCUCAAGUCUUCUCCUUAAGAUUUCCUUUAAAUGUUCACUAUUAUCUGACUAUUGGCCAAUUUUGUGAGACAAUAACAGGCAUCACAAACAUAAGUCCAAGCAAACAAACAAUCUCCAUGGAAACUUAAACUGCUGUAAAAUCUCUUCCAACACAGUAAAUGAGUUAAUGUUUUUCUUGAACUCAUGAAACUUUUAAAGGGAUUCUGUGCAACUAUGUAAGUCCCUCAGGUGAGGAGAAAUUAAGCCUUAAGUGUCACACUUGAGGGGAAAACUUCAGGGGCCAUAUUCACAAAAUAUUCCUAGUCGAAGAGUUGCUCUUUGCGAUAAAAUUCUUAGAAAAAUCUUAUAAUUUAUAUGUUUUCCUAGAAUUUUCCCUUAAAGUUAAGACUAGGUCCUUGUAAAGAUAGAAGUUAUUCACAGCCUUAGACCUUAAAAGAGCUCCUAAGGUGAAAAACUGUUUGGAAUAGGGAUGAGGACUUUAAAAGUUUCUUAAUCUGAGGAGAAAAUGUGGAAACACAAAGAGGUCCAAGAGAUAUUCUCCAAACACUGGAUGACAGUGAGUAAAUGAAAUGCUACAGAUUAGAUCGUGCAGGUGUUAUGUUAGUGGUCGAUCUCAUUAAGGAUACGCACACAUCUCCCACCUAACAUCAUAACACAAGAAAUGACCAGCACUAAGCCUUCCAUCAGCAGAGUGAUCACAUGAACAAUGGCAGCACUGUCACAGUCAGCAGUUCAUUUCAUCUCCACUGGGUGUCCACACCUUACAGGCUCACAAAGGGGUGUGUCUGUGACAACCAAU